Messenger RNA from Aricia agestis (brown argus), 1352 nucleotides. RefSeq names its product GPI mannosyltransferase 1 (gene PIG-M). Gene Ontology annotation, molecular function: GPI mannosyltransferase activity; alpha-1,4-mannosyltransferase activity. Bases 1 to 1266 code for a protein of 421 amino acids. NCBI's taxonomy places the organism in Eukaryota, Metazoa, Arthropoda, Insecta, Lepidoptera, Lycaenidae. Gene Ontology annotation, biological process: GPI anchor biosynthetic process. The record is from RefSeq and is a predicted model, not a curated record. Gene Ontology annotation, cellular component: glycosylphosphatidylinositol-mannosyltransferase I complex; membrane. The transcript is spliced from 2 exons.
AUGGAUUUGCUUAAGAGGUUCUUAAACUUGAGUUACUCCACGCAUUCAAGGAUUGGAGUGUUGCUCCGCGUUAUAUUUUUACUCUAUGGAAUGUACCAUGAUAGUAGAUAUGUAGUGCCAUACACCGACAUUGACUAUCAAGUAUUCACUGAUGCAGCAAAAUAUGUGUAUAAUGGAGAGUCACCAUAUAAAAAACAUACAUACAGAUACAGUCCUCUUCUAGCUAUGAUUUUGACGCCUAACGUGUUUCUAGACAAGACUUUUGGCAAAAAACUCUUUUGCGUAUUCGAUAUGCUCAAUGCGAUUUUAUUAAAAAAAAUUGUCGAAAACCAAACCGAUUCAAAAAAUGCGCGCCAAAUCGCAACAUACUGUUCAUUAUUUUGGAUUUACAAUCCGAUGAGUAUAGCUAUAUCUACCAGAGGUAAUGCUGAUUCGUUGCCAUGUUUUGUACUCAUCAUAUCGAUAUUAUUUUUACAAUUGCACGCUAAGAGCCUAUUGAAAUAUAUUUUAUCAGGAGUAUUCCUCGGUCUAGCCAUCCAUUUACGUCUCUACCCUGUAUUUCUGAGUUUACCUAUGUAUUUAUCAUUGGGAGAGUAUAAAAUCCACAGAAAUACACAAUUCAUUGAUGCUUUCAAAGCAUUGAUGCCGAAUACAAAGCAAAUAACUCUCACCCUUAGUUGUGUCUUCACAUUUAUUUCUUUAUCAUAUUUUCUGUAUAUCAAAUAUGGCUAUGAUUUUCUAUUUGAGACGUAUAUUUAUCAUUUUAUCAGAGAAGACACAAGACAUAACUUCUCAGUUUUUUUUUACUACGCAUACCUUACAAAAGACGAGUUUGCAUUAGAUAUGGUAAAGAUUAUUGCGCAAACAUUUGAGUUACUAAUCUUAUUGGUUUUAAGUCUAGCGUUUGGCACGAAACCAGUGACUCUACCCUUUGCUAUGUUUUCUGUGACUGUAGUACUUGUUGCUUUCAACACUGUAAUGACGUCACAAUAUUUUAUAUGGUUUUUGUCAUUACUUCCUUUAGUUGUACACAGUUUCAAAAUGUCAUUGACUAAGGCGCUCAUGUUGGUAUUACUGUGGCUCGGAUCACAGGGGAUUUGGCUUUAUUUUGCUUAUUAUUUGGAGUUUCAGUGUGAAGAUGUAUUCAUUCAUUUGUGGAUGGCGGGAAUUUCGUUCUUCGCAGCCCAAAUUUAUAUUUUAGCACAACUAAUACGAUGUUAUGAUCCCAACUAUGGCUUUGGACUUAUGACUUCUCAUUCUGAAUAGUUUUAGAUUAGACUUAUAGCAAUUGUAUAACUUAUUGAAUGUUUAUAGGAUUCAUAUAAUUGGUGUCAAUAAAAGAGUAGAUAUAA